Chironomus riparius is the source of this 2465-nucleotide messenger RNA. The record is from the annotation of a GenBank genome assembly. NCBI's taxonomy places the organism in Eukaryota, Metazoa, Arthropoda, Insecta, Diptera, Chironomidae.
AUGAUUGAUGUUAAUAAGUUUGUUUUUGAAAACGAAGUUGAGAAUAAUCCUCUUAUUGGUGUUCAGCUCACGGCAAUGAAGUAUUUUGGCUACAUGAUUUUCGAGUAUCAACAAUUGAAGCGUUUACACUGCUUUAGAGGAGUCAUUUUUACCGUCACGUUUAUUUUAUUCAACUUAGCACAGUACGUUGAUUUAUUUAAAAAAAUAAAUGAUGUCAAUGAGCUUGCGAAAAAUGCCUCGACAACAUUGCUUUUUACCACGACCUCAUUUCGGAUGAUUAAUUUCUAUUGGAACCGCACCCGCUAUGUGAAUCUCAUUAAGGAAGUUGAUAAAAAUCUCGUCAAUGCUAUAAAUUUUGGUGAUAAAACGAUACAAGAUGUUAUUGCAGAUUAUAUAAAGUAUUUAAAACGAUUGACUGUUACUUUUUGGAUUAUUGCAUUAGUAACAGCUAAUGGAAUGUGUGUUAAAUCAGUAAUUGAAGGGAUUUAUCUGGAAUAUCAAGUUGCUCACAACAAUUUGGAGGAAUAUGAGAUAGAUGAGAAAGAGAAAAGUUUUAACAUCAGCACAAAGAAGCAACUCAAACAGACACAUAAUCUAUCACGUCCUCUCCGUGUAUCAACGAUGAAUAUAAAUGUUGCGGAACCUUAUUGGGAUUAUUUGCAAUUUAUAAACGCAAGUUUAACACUUUAUAACUUAAACAAUAAUCAUCAUAACAAUAAUAACAAUAAUAAUAAUUUAAAUAAUAAUAAUAAUAAUAACAACAACAACAAUAACAAUAAUAACAAUAAUAAUUUAAAUGGUAAAAAUGGCAACAACAUCACAGAUGAACUGCUACCUGUGCUGAUAUUUAAUAAUUCAAAUUUAUAUUUUAACUCAAAUUGUUGCCAAACGACAUCAAUCGCAACAACAACAGCGGACCCAAAUUUCACACAGUACCUGCAAGAACUUCCUAGUGAUCGCGUUAGCUUAUUAGCAUUUCUAUUUCUAUUUUCAUUCGCAACAGUUUUUGGAAAUUCUCUUGUGAUAUUAGCUGUUAUACGCGAGAGAUAUUUGCAUACGUCAACAAAUUAUUUCGUAACGAGCUUAGCUGUGGCUGAUUGUCUUGUUGGAUUAGUUGUAAUGCCUUUUUCAGCCCUUUAUGAGGUGCUACAAAAUACAUGGUUCUUUGGUGAAAAUUGGUGCGACAUAUGGAGAUCACUUGACGUCCUCUUUUCGACAGCUUCAAUACUUAAUUUAUGUGUGAUAUCAUUAGAUCGAUAUUGGGCAAUUACAGAUCCAUUUUCAUAUCCAAUGAAGAUGACAAGAAAUCGAGCGAUGGUUCUUAUAGCAGCUGUGUGGAUUUGCUCAAGUCUAAUUAGCUUUCCUGCAAUAUAUUGGUGGCGUGCAGCUCGGAGUGGUCCUAUGCCAGCUUUCAAAUGCAAUUUUACCGAACAUUUAGGAUAUUUAGUCUUCUCAUCAACAAUCUCAUUCUAUUUACCAUUGCUUGUAAUGGUAUUUACGUACUGUAGAAUAUAUCGUGCUGCAGUCAUUCAAACGAGAUCUCUGAAAUUGGGUACGAAGCAAGUACUCAUGGCAUCUGGUGAAACGCAAUUAACAUUAAGAAUUCAUCGUGGCGGAACGACCCGUGAACGUGAAUCAUCUCAUCAUCAUCAAUUGCAACAUCAACAUCAACAUCAAAAUACAACGGCAAACUCAACGCCAGAGGAGCCUGAUGAAGAGCCACUAUCUGCCUUACACAACAACGGUAUUCGACGUGAUAGACAUAUUGUAAAGAAUUUUUCUCUCUCGCGAAAAUUGGCGAAAUUUGCGAAGGAGAAAAAGGCAGCAAAAACAUUAGGAAUUGUUAUGGGGGUCUUUAUAAUUUGCUGGCUUCCGUUUUUUGUUGUAAAUUUGCUCACCGGCCUUUGCGUAGACUGUAUAGCGCACGAGGAGAUUGUGAGCGCUGUAGUUACAUGGUUAGGAUGGAUAAAUUCAAGUAUGAAUCCUGUUAUCUAUGCAUGUUGGAGUCGAGAUUUCAGAAGAGCAUUUGUUCGGAUAUUGUGUGUAUGUUGUCCUAGGAAAAUUCGAAGGAAAUAUCAACCAACAAUGAGAUCAAAGGCUUCCCAGUGUCAUUUAGCGAGCGUUGUCACAUCAACAGCAUCUAGCUGCAGCGUAUGCGAUGGUACACAAAUGAGAACAACAAGAUUGAGAAGCUGUUCGAAAAUGAGACACAACCUCCAUAAUAAUUGUUGUCACAAUCAUCAUCAUCAUUAUCAUAGACGUAAUCGAGUGAUAAAGCUUAAUAAACGAUGUACAUUUGCAACAACAACCACUGAUAUACCAAAUACAAAUGAGCUUAUAACUGAGGAGAAUCAGCAUAUGUCAUUUAAAAGCCAAAGUUCGAAUUCAAGCAAUGCAUCAUCCAUUAGGAUUAUUGAGUAGUAGACAUGAUAUGACAUGUGGUGUAGAAAAUAAAUCUAUAUAAG